This is a messenger RNA of Beauveria bassiana ARSEF 2860, 606 nucleotides long. Its product is annotated as bacterial-type extracellular deoxyribonuclease. The record is from RefSeq and is a predicted model, not a curated record. The transcript is spliced from 4 exons. NCBI's taxonomy places the organism in Eukaryota, Fungi, Ascomycota, Sordariomycetes, Hypocreales, Cordycipitaceae. Bases 1 to 606 code for a protein of 201 amino acids.
AUGCGCAUCUCGAGCCUUUUCGCGGUCGCUACCGUUGCCCUCGCGGCUCCCGUCCCCGAACCUCCCGGUAUUCCUAGCACUAGCACCGCCGAGAGUGACCUCGACAGCCUCCAGGUUGCCCUUCCCGGCUCCGGGGCCGACUACUCGCGCGCCGAGUUUCCCCACUGGAUCAAGGUCGAGGGCAGCUGCACCGCUCGGGAAUAUGUAUUGAAACGUGAUGGCCAAGACGUCCAGACCGACUCGUUGUGCAAAAUCACAUCCGGUACUUGGGUCAGCCCAUACGACAACACUACCUGGACCAACAGCAGCCUGGUUGACAUUGACCAUCUCGUGCCCCUCGAGAAUGCUUGGAUCUCUGGUGCCUCGAGCUGGACAAAGGCGCAGCGUCAAGACUUUGCCAACGAUAUCAAUCGCCCUCAGCUCUAUGCUGUCAGCGAAAAGGCCAACCGCUCCAAGGGCGACCGCAGUCCUGACGCAUGGAAGCCGCCUCUCACGAGCUUUUACUGCACAUACGCCAAGUCCUGGGUCGCCGUCAAGAGCUACUACAAGCUGACUAUUACCACGGCCGAAAAGGUUGCGCUGAGUGACAUGCUCGGCACCUGCUAA